CGUGGCACCGAGGAGGAGCUGCGCCUACUGACUGUUCGAAUAACGGGACCUGUCUCUGAGCAUCCGCCGGUGUCGCCUCUGGAUCGACGGUCAAAACAAAGUGUCUGGAUUUUGACUUCUUUGGAAAGCUGACCGUGUGUUUUUAAAAUGGGCUUGACGAUCUCAAGUCUGUUCUCCAGGUUUUUUGGGAAGAAGCAGAUGAGGAUACUGAUGGUCGGUUUGGAUGCCGCUGGAAAAACGACAAUUCUGUACAAACUCAAGCUAGGAGAAAUCGUUACCACUAUCCCUACUAUUGGGUUUAAUGUGGAGACGGUAGAAUACAAGAAUAUCUGCUUCACUGUUUGGGAUGUUGGCGGCCAGGACAAAAUCCGACCUCUUUGGAGACACUACUUCCAGAACACCCAGGGUCUGAUCUUUGUGGUGGACAGCAAUGACAGAGAGCGAGUUGCCGAAUCUGCGGAGGAACUUUCCAAAAUGCUCCAGGAGGAUGAGCUGAGGGAGGCGGUUCUUCUAGUCUUCGCCAACAAACAGGAUCUUCCCAACGCCAUGGCGGUCAGCGAACUCACUGAAAAACUGGGUCUGCUGAGUCUGCGUGGCAGAACUUGGCAGGUCCAGGCCACCUGUGCGACUCAGGGCAACGGUCUGUAUGAGGGUCUGGACUGGCUGUCCUGCGAGCUGGCCAAACACUAGACCAGCUAACCGGAGGAAGCGGCAGCUGAUGAUAUUAGCUGGCGUCACUGUGUACAAACAGAUGAGGAGGAGGUGGAAGAAGAUGAUGAAGAAGAAGAAGAAGAGGAGGAGGAUUAUUUCAUAAGACUGUUUUUGUUUGUUUUCUUUUUUAACUUAUAAAUGUGUCAGUUAGGUGAUGUCAUGGACUCUGAGCGCGCUAUCAUUUCCCAUCGUCCUCUUCUUCUUCUGUUCUUCCUACUGGCUUCUGCAGAUGUCUUUUUCUUUUUAUCAGCAUGUUUUAAAACCACACUCAUGUGACAAGUUGUCGUGGAGGAGGAAGGGUAGCAGCAGGUGCUCGUGUACCUGUGGUCAGGGGGCGGGGCUUGUAACAGGUGCCAGCCUAUAUGUGGUCGACGGGCGGGGCUUACAGUCGGGACCAGUGUACCUGGUCAUCUAAUGACUCAUUCCAGAGCUGAACCUGAAGGCCUCGUCAUUCCUGAACAAUGUGAAGAAACAGAGAACUAGCAAUGAUGCAAUAAAGGUUGUUCUUCUCAGCUGUUUUGGUUUUCGGGGCUUCUUUCA
Molecule: messenger RNA, 1251 nt
Organism: Synchiropus splendidus (mandarinfish)
Lineage: Eukaryota; Metazoa; Chordata; Actinopteri; Syngnathiformes; Callionymidae
Product: ADP-ribosylation factor 4
Exons: 6
Coding region: 148-690 (180 amino acids)
Biological process (GO): vesicle-mediated transport; intracellular protein transport
Cellular component (GO): plasma membrane; cytoplasm
Molecular function (GO): GTPase activity; GTP binding
Source: RefSeq, a predicted model, not a curated record